This is a messenger RNA of Caenorhabditis elegans, 933 nucleotides long. Lineage: Eukaryota; Metazoa; Nematoda; Chromadorea; Rhabditida; Rhabditidae. The record is from the annotation of a RefSeq genome assembly.
AUGGAACUUUUACAGCUUGUAUCUAGAUCCUAUUGGCCAACUUUUUAUUUCAUUUGCCUAUGCCUGCAUUUUACUAUGUACCUGUUGAUUUUUUGUAUUGGCAACGGCGGCUUUUGUGACGCAAGUUAGAAAUGUCAACAACAAACAAUCAAUGCCUCUCCUCUGUGAUGGAUUUUGCAAAUUUAUUGGCCCAUCUUUCUGUUUCAACUCCUAUGUUCUACUCUUGGUAAUGUAAUGAUUACAGUAACCGGCUUCAUCAACCUACAUGCACUCUUCUACCGUACUAUGUGUCUGAAAUAUUUUGAUUCUAGAAAGUCUAAUCUGGAAACGAUGAAGUUUACGUGGCACUAUUUGAUUCCAAUUUUAGUUUAUAUCUUAACUUAUAUCCCUUCUCAAAACCACGCCGAGGUAUAUAAGGAGACUCUAAGUUUACAUCCAACAUAUCAACUCGAAGUUUACAAAGUUUUUGGAGGAUUUGCAAAUUCUCAUCACAUUUGCAUGACAAUCAAUACAUUGGCAUGCGCUACAGCGACACUGUACGUGCCAAUAAUUGGCAGUUACUGGAAGCAUGUUGCUAUGAAAAUAUUGAAUUCUACUAUUUCAUCUAGCAUUUCUAGUCAGACCCGAAUCAUGCUGAAGACAUUGAUCAAGGGUCUAACUUUUCAAGUUAUCUUACCACUUGUCUGCUAUGUUCCUGUUACUUUUAUGUAUUGUUGGAAUAAGUAUUCUGGCGAUCAAAUCCUAAUAUCCCAAUACACUCUGGCAUUUAUGGGUACACUUCCGUGUAUUUUCGAUCCGCUACUUCAAAUGUAUUUUAUAUUGCCUUACCGAAAGACGAUCCAGAAUUUUGUUGCAUGUGUUUCAUUUAGACCAAAUAACGCCCACGCGGUCAGCUCGAUUCCACGACGUUCUUUUUUGACUCCUCCUUUAUAA